Messenger RNA from Perca flavescens (yellow perch), 880 nucleotides. RefSeq names its product visinin-like 1b (gene vsnl1b). The record is from RefSeq and is a predicted model, not a curated record. NCBI's taxonomy places the organism in Eukaryota, Metazoa, Chordata, Actinopteri, Perciformes, Percidae. Bases 305 to 880 code for a protein of 191 amino acids. Gene Ontology annotation, molecular function: calcium ion binding. The transcript has 4 exons.
AGCAGCAGAACAACACUCAACUUAUGAUGAGGCUGUGAUGCACACGAGUGACGCCGCGCUCUUGUAGUCGCAUAACCACAGACUGGCGUGGGAUCGGUCCCUGCUGCGCCUCAUCUGGAAUAACGUCGGGAAAAUCCAGAAUUUUCAUUAGCGGGUGUUUUUUUUUUAAGGAAGCGAGCGGUGUUGAAAUUAAUCCCAUUUGGGCAAACGUUUGCAUCGGAAGGGGGGUUUUCUGUACUUUGCAGAAGCCAGAGCAGAUUUGUUCCGAUAGAGAAUCACCAAAUAUAGGCUGUAAUAAGGAACCAUGGGAAAGCAGAACAGCAAGCUGACUCCCGAGGUGAUGGAGGAUCUGGUGAAGAACACAGAGUUUAAUGAACAUGAGCUGAAGCAGUGGUACAAAGGCUUCCUGAAAGACUGCCCCACUGGCAGGCUGAAUCUGGAUGAGUUCCAGCAGCUUUAUGUCAAGUUCUUCCCUUAUGGCGAUGCAUCCAAAUUUGCACAACACGCCUUCAGAACCUUUGAUAAAAACGGAGACGGGACCAUUGAUUUCCGAGAGUUCAUCUGCGCUCUGUCCAUCACAUCCCGUGGCAGCUUUGAGCAAAAACUCAACUGGGCCUUCAACAUGUAUGACCUGGAUGGUGACGGAAAAAUCACCAGAGUGGAGAUGCUGGAGAUAAUCGAGGCCAUCUACAAAAUGGUGGGCACUGUGAUCAUGAUGAAGAUGAACGAGGACGGUUUGACACCACAGCAGAGGGUGGACAAGAUCUUCGGCAAAAUGGAUAAGAACAACGACGACCAGAUCUCGUUGGACGAGUUCAAAGAGGCGGCGAAGAGCGACCCGUCCAUCGUGCUCCUGCUGCAGUGUGAUAUGCAGAAGUGA